Penicillium griseofulvum is the source of this 744-nucleotide messenger RNA. RefSeq names its product aspartate/glutamate racemase family protein. Lineage: Eukaryota; Fungi; Ascomycota; Eurotiomycetes; Eurotiales; Aspergillaceae. Bases 1 to 744 code for a protein of 247 amino acids. The transcript has a single exon. The record is from RefSeq and is a predicted model, not a curated record.
AUGAUCUUCGAUAUGCGCAUCUCAAUCAUUCAGCCUGUAUCGACACCAGUCGACCUGUCAAGCGAGGAACUAGAAGGACUGUGCAAAAACGGUAUCACUUGUUCAGUCGUCAAUUUGAACACUGGCCCAAUCUCCGUCGAAUCUCGAGCCGACAAAGCAUUCGCAAUCCCCGGCCUGAUUGCGGCAGCCCAGCGAGAAGAACAAAAAGGAGCCGAUGCCAUAGUCAUCGAUUGUUUCGGUGACCCCGGCUUAGAUACUCUGCGAGAAGUUGUCGAUAUCCCAGUCUUAGGUGUGGCGCAGAUUUCAAUGAACAUAUGUGCCAGUCUAGCGGAUACAUUUGGGGUCGUCACCAUCUUGAAAGGGUCCAUUCCCAUCAUCAAAGACUCGGUUAAAGCAUACGGUCACGAGGGCAGAUUUGUCGGUUGUCAUGCCAUCGAUAUGCGAUCGCUUGAAAUCAAGGGCAAAGUCAAUGAAAUGACGAAUAGGUUAGCGGAGCAUGCCCUCGCUCUCGUGAGAGAUAUGGGUGCACAUUCUAUUAUCCUGGGAUGCACUGGCUUUAUAGGUUGUGCUGAGGAAAUCAAAAAGCGGCUUGAACUUUCGGGAUUCGAUAUUCCGGUUAUUGAUCCCAUGCCUGUGACUGUCUUUUCUGCCAUACCUCUUGUCCAGUUAAGCUUAAAGCAAAGCAGAGAAAGCUAUCCAAGGAGUACGAUUAAGGAAACAAAAGGUUAUACAGAGUUUGAGUGA